AUGGAGCAGUCAAGCAAGGAAAACGGAUUAAUCCAGCGAGUCCCGGAGGAGUGCCUGACCACAGUCAUCGGCCUGACCUCGCCGGCCGACGCCUGCCGCUCCGCUGUGGUGUCCGCCGGCUUCCGGUCAGCGGCGGACUCGGACGCCGUGUGGGAGCGGUUCCUGCCUCUGGACUGCGAUGCCGUCCUGGAGCGAGCGGUCCACUUCGUGGAUUCCUCCUCCAGGAAGGAGCUCUUCAUGGAUCUCAGCGACGAGCACGUCCUCCUCGACGACGGCAAAAGGAGUUUCGGGCUCCAGCGAUCGAGUGGCGCCAAAUGCUACAUGUUAUCUGUGAGGGAGAUGGCAAUCGCUUGGGUUAAAAUAGAUCUUUACUGGAGAGAGAGGUCGGACCCAGAUUCGAGGUUCUCCAUGGUGGCAGAGCUCAUGUCAGUGUGCUGGCUGAGCAUCUCUGGCCACAUCAGCACCAAGGAGCUCUCUCCGGGCACACACUACGCGGCCUACCUCGUCUUCAAGCUCACUCACGACGCCUCCGGCCUCGCCUCCCCACAGCAGCGAUCGGUCCUCUCCGUAGGCGGCCGGCAGAGCUCGACGCACACGGCGUCCCUCCAUCCUUGCAACCGGACCGAUUCUUCCUGUACCGGCGAAAUGGCUGACGGGGAGCCACAUGACCACGAGCGAGAUGAUGGUGUCGUCGUCAGGUACCCGGGGCCACGGGUGGACGGGUGGUUGGAGCUGGAGAUGGGCGACUUCCACACAGGUGAUAGUGAUGACGAGGCUACGGCUGCAGAAGAUGUUGACAUGAUACUCCAUGAGUGUGAGGAGCUGCAGUGGAAGAAGGGGCUAAUCAUCGAAGGCAUCGAGAUCAGGCCCAAGAAAAUUAAUUGA
Molecule: messenger RNA, 885 nt
Organism: Triticum turgidum subsp. durum (durum wheat)
Lineage: Eukaryota; Viridiplantae; Streptophyta; Magnoliopsida; Poales; Poaceae
Source: the annotation of a GenBank genome assembly